Molecule: messenger RNA, 1020 nt
Organism: Durusdinium trenchii
Lineage: Eukaryota; Dinophyceae; Suessiales; Symbiodiniaceae
Source: the annotation of a GenBank genome assembly
AUGGUGGAUGGCAUCCUAUUUCGAGAGCUUUUGGGCUUGGAGAAAGAGAACAGAAACGGUUAUUUCACACCUGCAGAGCAAAGGGCCUUGAACAGUACCUUUACGGGACUAAGUGACUACAGGCUGAUGAUCAAACAAGAAGAAUCUGAGCCUGAGCACAACAAGAUUGCAUUUAUAAUCGUCCACUUGAACACGGUCCUUGUGUCUUUGCAGAAUGAUAUCAUCUCCCGGAUUUCCUCCAAUUUUGGCUUCACUUCGGUGGGUGUCUUCUUGGGGCUUGGCCUGUUUGUGUCCUUGAUCUUGAACCCCUUCUUCAGCGGCCUGUUCCUGUGGACCUUAUCACUGUUGGGUCCGGUGAUUGCCCUCUUCAUCGUGGGGAGCUUGGUGCAGUUCCGGAUUUAUGGGCCCAUCACGGCUCAGAGCUAUGCUUGGGGUUUGUCCCCAUGGCCUGAGGUGGAGCGUUGGAGAAUCUUUGUCAUAUUUAUGUUCACUUGUGCCUUCAUCAUCUCACUCUUUUACCACCACUUGCAUUCACUCUCCCAUGCCUUCUAUGCUCGAAGCUUACAGAAAGCAUACUUUGAUCGAGGACGAGAUUGGGAUUGGUCGGAUGUGGGGAAGAAUCCCUUCCUGCCGUUGAUGCUCUUCACUGGCACCGUCACCGAUUUUCGCCUCCCCGGCGAUACGACGCCGAUCACGGAGAUUUUCAUCAGCCCGCUUCACACAGGUAGCGAGCGCACGGGCUUUGUCUCGACACCCCCCUGGCGCUCCUUGUCCAAGUCAGCCGCUUUGGCCGCAGCCGCCAGCGAUGCCUUCAUCAUCGGUAUGCUGGAUCGAGCUCGGUACCGCUUUUGGCUCGAAUUCUUGAACCUGCGGAUGGGUGACUACAUCCUCUUUCAUGGGCGGCCGUCGCCCCUACUGACGCGCAUCAGUCAGUACAGAUGCUUGACGGAUAAGCCCUUCUUCUUGUACGGCCUCAUACCGAUUUGCUUGCAAACCUUUGGCCUGGCAACUUGCCUAUAA